Mesorhabditis belari is the source of this 1104-nucleotide messenger RNA. NCBI's taxonomy places the organism in Eukaryota, Metazoa, Nematoda, Chromadorea, Rhabditida, Rhabditidae. The record is from the annotation of a GenBank genome assembly.
AUGAACCUUCAACUUCUAAUGUACAUUGACAUGAGAAUUGCGGUGAGAGAUCGAAUGGAAACAUUCAUUUAUCUCAGCUAUGCAAUCGAGAUGGGUUGCUAUCUGACAACCUGUGUUACAGUCCCGCUCGUGCAUUUGAUCUUCGGAAAAACAUCGCUCUUCCAUCCAAACAUUCAAUUCAUUUUCCUGAUCAUCCUAUACAGCACCUAUCCAUUUAUCGUUGCUCGAGCUGGUGUUCUGUAUCUAGAAAGUCAAACGAACUCUACUUGCGAAACAUACGCAGAAAGCUUUGAUAAAUGCCCGACCGCUAUUAUUGGAUUUUCGCUGUUUCUCGGUGCACUCUACUUGUUUAGGCCAGCGUUAUUUGUUGUCAUGCUAAUUGAGCGAAUCAUAGCGAUGAGAAUGGUGGCCACAUAUGAAACAAGAUAUUACCGAUCGUCCAUCAUUUCAAUGUCAAUACUUGCUGGAAUUCUGGCUUUAAUUGGCUCUACAGCUUUUACAUUUUCGCUUCUUCCGCGAUUGGUCGUUCUCUUUAUCGUUCUCUGUCUCAGUCUACCAAGUGCCUUUAUGAUUUUGUGGAUGAUUCGAAUGACAAGCCGUCGAAAGAGGGCUCUUCUUUUAAAGGACUCCGCCGAGUACACUUUGAGCAAGAGUUAUCAGUUGAGAGAGAAUCACAGAUCGAUGCAGGUGAGGGGAGGAAAAGGUGGCGCGCUUCACACACAAAAAACUCUUCCGGUUUUGUCAGCGAUUUUCUGGGUCUAUAUCAUUGCAAUUUCGACAUAUAUGGCUCAAUUUUAUGCUCAUAUGAUGGCCGUCUCGUGGACGACGAGAAAUAUUAUUGGAAUGGCGAUGGGAGUGCAAAUGGGAGCAAAUUUUGCAUUUCUGCCUUUUCUGACAAUCGGCUUGAAGGGACAAGAGUUGCAUUUGGCAAAAAGUACUCUGAUCGAGAAAGUUUUUCUAUGUUUGACAAGAAAAACCGAACCUGAUCGAAAAGUCAAGAAUAAAAUUUUCGUGCAUGGAAAGAAGCUGUACACAGGUGCAAAUCAAGAAGAUUACUUUGUUCAACUCGAAGCCCAAUGGGCGACUCCGACACCGAGAUCUCGA